Messenger RNA from Truncatella angustata, 531 nucleotides. RefSeq lists its product as uncharacterized. The transcript has a single exon. The coding region runs from base 1 to 531 and encodes 176 amino acids. The record is from RefSeq and is a predicted model, not a curated record. NCBI's taxonomy places the organism in Eukaryota, Fungi, Ascomycota, Sordariomycetes, Amphisphaeriales, Sporocadaceae.
AUGAAUAUCGCACGUGCCCCUCGUACACACCGGGUAGUACACUGUGCGGAGUCUGAGACGGUUGUUGAUGAGAACCGUGAAGUUAAAUAUUGUGUUAAACACUCUACGUUGAACCCGGACUUCCCCUUCGUGGUAUGGGCAAAUAGGGGAUACGAAGACGAGCUAACCAAACUCUACUCCGACUUGCCCAAAGAGAUUACGAAUGGUUUUUGUGAAAGCGGUAUCGCGUACGGCCGAGCCGUGAUCCGGUCCGGCAUUAUCAUCGAGACUGAAGGUGGUAGUGAACUACCAGAAUAUAUGUGGCGUGCAACUCAUAGCAGACAGCCUUUCAAUGGUAUCAAGUCGAGAAGCCGUAAUGGAACAAACACCGUCUACGUUUCUAUUCACUUCCUGAUGCAUUAUAACUGGAACUGCCGUAAGCCAAGCCCCUUCAUGUCGUGGACUGACGAGAGAGACAAAGCUUGUCGCAUGGCUGCAUACUUCGAAGCCAAGGGCUAUACUGGUAUCGAGAUACACCGAGUCCGCACGUAA